AUGGUAGGUGUUCUGAAAGCACAUGGUUUCAGAAUCACAACUAAGGUCAAAGAAAAUAUUAUGAAGCCACAAGCCAUGUGCGAACUCAACAGGGCAGACAAAACCAUUCCGCGUAAAGAGCGGCAUGCACGAAUUGGUGCUUCUCCUCUACCCUUCAUCGUAGCCAUGGACGCAAUGACGGAAGGUCAAGCGACAGCCUUAAUGAAUGCUCCUGUAUGCAGAUGA
Molecule: messenger RNA, 225 nt
Organism: Strongylus vulgaris
Lineage: Eukaryota; Metazoa; Nematoda; Chromadorea; Rhabditida; Strongylidae
Source: the annotation of a GenBank genome assembly